Molecule: messenger RNA, 1929 nt
Organism: Aspergillus tanneri
Lineage: Eukaryota; Fungi; Ascomycota; Eurotiomycetes; Eurotiales; Aspergillaceae
Gene: EPL1
Product: Enhancer of polycomb-like protein 1
Exons: 4
Coding region: 1-1929 (642 amino acids)
Biological process (GO): regulation of transcription by RNA polymerase II
Cellular component (GO): piccolo histone acetyltransferase complex
Source: RefSeq, a predicted model, not a curated record
AUGGGUGACAUUACAACGUCAACUCAACCGCCGGCGUUCGGAAUACAAGAUUUCAGCCGUCAAUAUCCCCCCCCCACUCAUCAAUUUCCAUCAAAAACAUACGUCUACGCGGUCUCGCAUGACCAGAUCUAUCCGACUAUACUAAUUUCGGGAACCCUUCGCCCAUGGUUGCUGUCUAAUACGCGCCCCAAAGCUCGCAUGACUAGGUACGGGGGAAUGGGGAGGACGCGCCCAAAAAAGCUCACCUCCAAGGCGUCAAUCCCCAUAGUCCGGGAGCAGGAUAUAGACAUCAUCGAGGACGAGGUCCAUAAUGCCCUCCAACAGAUCGAGACUGGCGUUGAGAAGGCGGAGGAGUCGGAAUUCCAUCUUCAAGUCGCGAUAAGUGCGACUGCCCGAGGAAAAGUAAAUGAUGCGCAUAUCCCGACCCCGGAGACCGUUCUCAGCAAUCUCCGAUAUGACGAGCUCUAUCCUCCUAUCUUCUCGCAGCCGGCGACGUACAUCCGUUUCUCCUCUACUGUAGAGGACUGCUGCAGAUGCUCGUAUAAUAUGACUGAUGAGGAUGACGUAUUCCUCAAGAUAUUUAACCAGAAGCGUGACGCCGCCGGCCGCUGCAGUGAAGACCAGUUUGAAGAAGUUAUGAACUUCUUUGAAGAGACCGCGCAGGCCAAACAACCGUUUGCAGCUGUUGAUAACCCUCCUGUUCUGAGUUUCUCAGACUUGCAGGAGUCGAUGGAUGCAGCAGUAGAGGACAGCGUAAGGCGAUUCGCCAAAGACAUGUACGAGCAUUGGAAAUCUAGGAGGAUGAGUGCCGGCAACCGAUCCCUAGUGUCAAACCUCAAGUUUGAAACGGGCCAAGAUACCGAUGACUCGGAUCCAUAUGUCUGCUUCCGUAGGCGGGAAGUGCGCCAGAUUCGCAAGACUCGUGGUAGAGAUGCUCAGAGCGCCGAUAAAUUAAGGAGACUCAGGAAAGAGUUGGAAGACGCGCGGCAAUUGGUCGCUCUUGUUCGCCAGCGCGAGUUGGCAAGGAAGGAGAUGCUCGCAGUUGAACGGCAAGUCUUCUUGCAGCGUUCAGAAGUCAAGGAGAUGAAGAGGAAACUCAACAUCAAGGAUGACGACGAGGAUCUCAUUAACCAAAAGCCAAAGAGGAAACCGGCAGAGGUACCAGCAAUGCAACGUCCAGCAGCUCCCCAACUUCGGAUGCCCCCAAAGCCUGGUACGCAGGCGUCAGAGGACCUGCAGUUGUUGGAAGAUGUUCAAGCGGAGAAAGAGAACGAGAUUAUACGCGAUAUCAAGCAAAACAUCGCCAAGCAUAUCAGGUGGAACGAGGGCUAUUUGGACCUCACCAAAGUGCCCCUCUCACCGUCUCCUGAGAGAACAUUUGAUGCUGCUUUUCGGCCAGCGAUUACCACUCAAUUGCCAACCCCUCCGUCAUCAGAUUCGUCCGAGAAUAUGUCGGGUUCGGCUAUAGAUACCCUGAAUUCCUUGUCUUUCCGCGAAACGAUGGCUUCCCAUUCCAUGGUACUAGGCGAAGACACGAGCAAGAUGCCCUCAUUUAGGAGACGUGUCGGACGUGGUGGACGCCUGUGGAUCGAUCGUCGAAAUCUCGUUUCGCGAUGUAGAGUGGAGGCGGAUCCUUGGAAAGCCGAUCGUUUCAAGUAUGACCAGGAGGAUUCGGAAGAUGAGCUCGAGUAUGAAUACGACCCGUAUGAUAUUCAGCUUAUGCAGCAUCGAGCAAUGAUCGUGGCCAAGGCUCGAGAUCAAGCUGCGGCUCAAGCACAUGCGCAGGCGCAAGCAGCACAGGCUCAGGCUCAAGCCCAAGCACAGCGACGAUUGCAAGCUGAUCAAACAGCUAACAAUCCAACAAACACGGGGCACACAAUGGGGUCAAAGCCCGGGCCUGGUGCCGUUGCCCCUGUAUCCGAGACUUGA